AUGCUUUGUCGUGAUAAAGAUGGCUGGGGACCUUGGAGACCAGAUUUGCCAAAUCAACAGUUUCCGGAUUUCACAGAUUGUUUUGAAGAAGGAGUUAUAUUGACAUCCGUCAAUUUAUUGUUAAUCGUACUUGGCUUUUAUGAGAUUCGUCGAUACUCAAAGAAACAUGCUGUUCUUCCACUUCACGCUUUAAAUAAUUGGCAUAAUAUUGCAAUAACUAUAACUUUAUAUUUGCUGAUUGCCUUAAGUAUAAUAAACUUUGUUUCUACAUUGUGGAGUGACUGGCAACUUUUAAAUAUAAUGGUUAUUUCAUCUUUUAUUAAUUUAUUCACAAUGUUCGUCGCGUAUUCAGUUUAUAAAAAAUCUUAUACGCAUAGUCACGUUUCUUCACCAGUAUUAUUGUUAUACUGGCUCUUCUAUUUGAUUGCACAUAUUCUUAAAUUGCGCACUUUAGUUUUAAUGGGAUAUGCAUCAAAACCAUUUUAUUUUUUCACCACUUUAUUUUCUACAAUAUUGGUUUUGGUUGUAUUUGUGCUAGAGUUACUUCCUAAACCACAAAGUGAUUACGAACUUAUUAAUGGAGAUGACAAUCUUAACUGCCCGGAAGAAUCGGCAAAUAUAUUCUCAAGAUCUACGUUUUAUUGGAUGACACCUCUUAUGAAGCUUGGGCAUCAAAAAUUUCUUACUAUGGACGAUCUAUGGAAUUUGGAUCCUCAAUAUCGAUCGAAAAAAAUAUCGGAAGAUUUUGACGUUGCAUGGAAUAAAGAAUUAAAGAAAAAAAAUCCAUCAUUGUUAAGAGCAAUUACCUUAACAUUUGGAGGUCAAUUUGCUUUUGCUGCUGCAUUUAAAGCUGUACAAGACAUUUUGAAUUUUGUUCAACCACAACUUUUGGGAGAACUCAUGGAAUUUGUAAAUAGUCAGAGAGAUAGAGAAACAAGUCAACCUGCUUAUAGAGGCUAUUGUAUUGCUAUAUUAAUGUUUGUUACAGCAGUGAUUCAGACUAUGUUCUUACAUCAAUAUUUCCAAUUAUGCUUUAUUUCUGGAAUGAGGGUAAAAGCAGCAUUGGUUACAGCAAUAUAUCAAAAGGCAUUCAAAUUAUCUAAUACUUCAAGACAAAAAUCAACUGUGGGAGAAAUUGUAAAUCAUAUGAGUGUUGAUGCACAAAAAUUAAUGGAUUUAUUUACCUAUUUACAUAUAGCAUGGUCAGGCCCAUUACAGAUAAUACUCGCACUGUAUUUUCUGCAUCAAACAAUGGGUGUUAGUACAUAUGCUGGUGUGGGUAUUAUGAUUAUGAUGGUUCCGGUCAAUGCAUAUUUAGCUAAUAAAAUGAAAAUACUACAAAAGAAACAAAUGAAAAAUAAAGAUGAGAGAAUUAAAUUGAUGAACGAAAUCUUGAAUGGAAUUAAAGUAAUCAAACUUUAUGCUUGGGAACAAGCUUUCCUGAAAAAGAUUUCUUAUGUAAGAAAUGAUUUAGAAUUAAAGACGUUAAAAAGGCUUGGAUAUUUAUAUGCUGUACAAAGUUUUACUUGGACUUCAACACCUUUCCUGGUAUCAUUUGCAACUUUUGCGGUUUAUGUGUUGAUAUCUAAUUCUCCAUUAACUGUACAAGUUGUUUUCGUGGCAAUCCCACUUUUCAAUCUAUUACAAUUUCCAUUAGCAGUUUUUCCAAGUGUUAUAACAUCAAUAAUUGAAGCAAGUGUAGCAUUGAGAAGAGUUGAAGAAUACUUAACUUCAGAAGAAUUGGAUCCCAAAGCUGUUAUAAGGCAAGGUUAUUAUGAUACUGAAGAUGAAAGAAGUGAAUUAGUUUCCGUUAAAAAUGGAACAUUUGGAUGGGGUAACUCAGGUGAAGCUGUAUUAGAGGAUAUUAAUUUAAGUGUAAAAAAGGGAGAGUUGGUUGCUAUUGUUGGAAAAGUUGGUGCAGGAAAGUCUUCUUUGUUAUCAUCUUUAUUGGGUGAAAUGGAAAAAAUUGGAGGAGAAGUUAUUGUUAAAGGUCAUGUUGCUUAUGUACAUCAAACACCAUGGAUUAUGAAUGCUACUUUACGAGAUAAUAUUACAUUUGGAUAUGAGUAUAAGCCUGAAUUAUAUGAUGAAAUCAUUGAAGCAUGCGCUUUAAAGCCUGAUAUAGCCAUUCUUCCAGGUGGUGACUUAACAGAGAUUGGAGAGAAAGGAAUUAAUUUAUCUGGAGGACAGAAAGCAAGGGUUGCUUUGGCUCGAGCUGUUUAUGCCAGAGCUGAUGUAUAUUUGUUUGACGAUACAUUAUCUGCUGUUGAUGCUCAUGUUGGAAAGCAUAUUUUUGAUAAGGUGGUUGGUUCAAACGGUAUCUUACGUACAAAGGCUCGUAUAUUUGUUACGCAUGGAAUCCAUUAUCUCUCAAAAACAGAUUCCGUAGUAAUGAUGCGAGAUGGAAAAAUUAUAGAACAAGGACAUUUUGAUUCAUUAAUGAAACUUAAAUCUGAAUUGUUUAAUCUGAUUGAUGAAUUUGGACAACAAGAAGAAUCAAAUAAUUUAUUAGAUGAUGAAACAACAGAUGAACCAGAAGAAUUAAUGCCAUUAGCUUAUGAGACUGAUGAAGUGGCUACUGAUCAAAGAUCAGAAGAAACUGUGAGUCAACUAAGAGAAAGAAGAGUUAGUGUUCCAAGUAUACAUAGGCGUGCUAGUACAGCUACAGUGAAAAAUGAGAGCAAACGAGAACAACAAAAAAAUGAAUUAAUUACUAAAGAGGAAAUGGCUAAAGGGAGUGUGUCAUGGCAAGUUUAUUCAUCCUAUUUAAAGAGUUGUGGUGUUGUUACGAUAACGUUUUGGAUAAUCACGUUAGUUAUAUCUCAAGGAAUUCAAGUUGCUACGAACGUAUUUCUUAAGUAUUGGAGUUCUGAAGAGAGCAAUGAGAGAAUUCUAUUAUAUUUUGUUAUAUAUGGUUUAUUAGGUCUGUUGUUUUCACUAAUGGUAAUAUUUCAAACUAUUGUACUUUGGGUAUUUUGCGCUAUUCGAGCAGCACGGAAGUUGCAUCAUCAAAUGUUGGAUGGAGUAAUAAGAUCGCCAAUGUCAUUCUUUGAUACAACACCUUUGGGAAGAAUAUUAAAUAGAUUUAGUAAGGAUAUAUACACAAUAGAUGAGUUACUCCCACGUAUAUUUGCAGGAUAUUUUAGAACCUUUUUUGUAGUUUUAUCCACAAUUUUUGUUAUUUCGUUUUCAACACCAUUAUUUAUUAUUUUGAUUAUUCCAAUGAAAUUAAAACGAUUAGAUUCGGUCACAAGAUCACCAAUUUAUGCACAUUUCCAAGAAACUUUAGGAGGAUUAACAACAAUAAGAGCAUUUCAACAGAUGAAUAGAUUUAUCAGGGAUAAUGAAACUAAGUUGGAUGUAAAUCAAAAAGCCUACUUUCCAUCUUUUUCAUCUAAUAGAUGGUUGGCCGUAAGAUUAGAAUUUUUAGGAUCUAUUAUUAUUUUUGGGGCAGCAAUUUUUUCAGUUAUUUCAGUUCUUACAACUGGUAAUAUUGAUGCCGGACUUGUGGGAUUAUCAGUGUCUUAUGCUCUUAGUGUUACCCAAGCUUUGAAUUGGGCUGUAAGACAAUUCUGUGAAAUUGAAACAAAUAUUGUUUCCGUAGAACGAGUUAAAGAGUACAUUGACUUGCCAAGUGAAGCGCCCGUUGUUAUACAAGAUAAUAGACCAGAUCCAACAUGGCCACAAAAUGGGCUAAUUGAAUAUCAAAAUUAUUCUACGAGAUAUCGUCAAGGACUUGAAUUGGUUUUAAAAGGCGUUUCAUUUGUUAUUAAUCCCAGAGAAAAAGUUGGUAUAGUUGGAAGAACUGGUGCAGGAAAAUCAAGCUUAACAUUAAGUUUAUUUAGAUUAAUUGAAGCUGUAGAUGGUGCCAUUUUAAUGGAUGGAGUUGAUAUUUCUAAGAUUGGAUUAUAUGAUUUGAGAUCCAGACUUACAAUUAUACCACAAGAUCCAAUCCUAUUUGAAGGAACCGUUGAAUUUAAUCUUGAUCCAUUCGAAACACAUGAUGAAGUUGAAAUUUGGCAAGCAUUACAAAGCGCACAUUUGAAAGAUUAUAUUUCAAAAUUGGAAGGUAAAUUACAUGCAAAAAUAUUAGAAGGUGGUGAUAAUUUCAGUCAAGGACAAAGACAAUUAUUAUGUUUGGCCAGAGCUUUAUUAAGGAGAUCAAAUAUUAUUGUAUUGGACGAAGCUACUGCAUGUGUUGACGUAGAAACAGAUUUCCAAAUUCAGAAUACAAUACGAAAUGAAUUCAAUUGGGCUACUUUACUUUGCAUUGCUCACCGUUUAAGAACUAUAAUCGAUUAUGAUAGGGUCUUAGUUCUUGAUGAAGGGAAUGUCGUGGAAUUCGAUACACCAUAUAACUUAUUACAAAAUCCAAACAGUUUAUUCUACAAAUUAUGUGAGCAAAGUAAUGAAUUUGAUUAUUUAAAAGAUCUUGCAACGAAAAAUCAUAGCCCAAAAAGAUAA
Molecule: messenger RNA, 4464 nt
Organism: Rhizophagus irregularis DAOM 181602=DAOM 197198
Lineage: Eukaryota; Fungi; Glomeromycota; Glomeromycetes; Glomerales; Glomeraceae
Source: RefSeq, a predicted model, not a curated record